Molecule: messenger RNA, 1416 nt
Organism: Funneliformis geosporum
Lineage: Eukaryota; Fungi; Glomeromycota; Glomeromycetes; Glomerales; Glomeraceae
Source: the annotation of a GenBank genome assembly
AUGAACAUUAUAACGAAUUUUUAUCAAACGCUUUCGAAUGACUUAGAAAAGUUGAUCAGUAAUGUUUAUGAAAGUAAGGUCGUUAAUAUCAAAGUUGGGAAUUAUCCUAGUGAGAAUACUUUUCAAGCGCACUCGAAUAUCUUGAUCGUUCGCUCCCCAUUUUUUAGGGAUACGCUUUUGAGGCAAAACGUAGUUGGUAAAAAUAAUUUAAUUGAUGUCAAAAUUCGGGAAAUUGAUUUUCAAACCUUUCCAAUUAUUCUCCAAUACAUUUAUACUGGGGUUGUGGAUCUUUCAAAUGUGGUCGAAAAAGGUUUAUUGGAUUUGUUGAUUGGAGCGACUUUAUUGCAACUUGAAGAAUUAUCGUAUCAUUUACAGGAUUAUUUAAUUACUAAACAUUCGACUUGGGUUAAACAAAAUUAUGAUCAAAUCCUAACAAAAACAUUUAAAAAGAGAGAUGGAUACGUAAAACUAUGGGAUUAUUGUAUGCAAGGGAUUUGCGAAGAUCCAAAGUCAUUAUUUUCUUCUGAAGAAUUUAUCAAAUUGGACAAGGAUAUUUUAUUCGCGAUCUUGGAUCAAGAAACGUUACAAUGCGAAGAAUUAAUCAUUUGGGAAGCAUUAAUAAAAUGGGGCAUAGAACAGUCCCCUACUAUUUCCCAAAAACCUGCCGCAACUAGUUUUGAUACGAACGAUUGGACAGACGAGGAAUUUAUAAUUUUAAAAGGAAUCAUUGAAAAAUUUAUCCCGUGCAUUCAUUUCUUUGAAAUAAGUUCAAGUGAUUUUUAUAAUAAGAUUAGACCGUUCAGACCAACGUUGGCACCUGAUUUAUUUGAUGAAGUACUGGGUUAUCACAUGAAAGAAAAAAAGCCUAAAUUAUGGCCAAGAUUAGGUAAAGUCGAUUCCGUUAUCAUCAAAUCCAAGCAAGCAACGGCUAUAAGUAAUUUAAUCAAAAAUUAUGAACUCUCAUCACAAAAUAGUAUCAAAAAAUGUUCGUUGUCCCUUUUAUAUAGAGCCGAUAGAGAUGGAUUUCAUUCUGGUAUAUUUCGCAAUCAAUGUAAUGAUCAAGGUCCUAGUUUAGCUUUGAUUAAAUUGCGUAAUGGGAAAAUCGUUGGUGGUUAUAAUCCUUUGGGUUGGAUGAAGGUUGAUCCUGAUGAUAGAAAAGAUUAUUCUAAAUCCUUUUUAUUUUCUUUCGAACCUAGUUUAGAGGUUAGAUCAUUGAAAAGUGUUGGGGUUAAGAAUCCUACUUUAGCUUUUGAUAAUCAAUCUCAACAAGCUCUUCAUUUUGGUACUACCGAUUUGAUCAUUAAUGGUCAAAAUGGUAGUUGCGUCGUCAGAGAUUUUCAAAGUCCUAUCAUUAGUUCUCGAUCUUUUGCGGUUGAAAAUGUUGAAGUUUUUGCUGUUAAUGACUGGAAUUGGUAA